Messenger RNA from Morone saxatilis (striped sea-bass), 4801 nucleotides. RefSeq names its product immunoglobulin superfamily member 11 (gene igsf11). The coding region runs from base 503 to 1942 and encodes 479 amino acids. Gene Ontology annotation, cellular component: cell-cell junction. Gene Ontology annotation, biological process: homophilic cell-cell adhesion. The transcript has 8 exons. Gene Ontology annotation, molecular function: ionotropic glutamate receptor binding. Lineage: Eukaryota; Metazoa; Chordata; Actinopteri; Moronidae. The record is from RefSeq and is a predicted model, not a curated record.
GAGAAACCAUGGAGCGCAACAAGACGCGUUGGAGAGAGUCACCGAGCGGACGGGAGAAGUGCCAGUUUCUGAUCAGUUUCUAAGUCACUUUCAGCGACAGUGGGCAGAUUUUAGUUCACCAGCAGGUGGAAAUUGAGUUAUUCCAAGCGUGCGUAAAUGGACUGGAGAGGUGUAGAAAAGAAUAUAGUCUUGGAGUGACCAGCAGCGACCAAAGGACGAGAGGAAAGGGUCAUAAAGAGCGUCCGAAGGAGAGACGAGUGCCCGUCGGAUAGAAAUGCUCUCUGUGUUAUUUUUAUUCACACAUUUGAACAUUUCAAGUUGUUUUCUUCACGGGAACGUCGCCGGUGUGCGCUGCGUAAAAACCCCAGACUGCUUUCACGUCUCAUGUCGUUAGAGGGAACAGUUACUUUUCUCCAAGGAAACUGUGAGCGGAGCUGAGAUUUCAUACAGAAGGAGGCACUGGGAUAAAAGCUGAGAACCAGUCACUGAACAGUAACGAACCAUGGUGAAGUUUCAUAACUCGGACCUCUGGAUAGCCUGGAUGGUAAUUUUCUGCAUGGAGGGUUCAAGGUUUGAUCUACACACAGGGAAAGUGUCUGUGCGGGCGCUGGAUGUGACAGUGUCCCAGAGCAGUAUCCAGGUUGCCCGCGGCCAAGCAGCCGUCCUGCCCUGCUCUUUCACCACCAGCGCUGCCCUCAACAACCUCAACAUCAUCUGGAUGGUGAUACCACUGUCCAAUGCUAACCAGCCAGAACAGGUGAUAAUUUACCAGGGCGGCCAGGUGUUCAGCCUCGCCAACCACCUCAAUGGUCGUGUGGGCUUUGUGGCCACCAUGCCAAGUACAAGUGCCUCCAUCUUCAUCAACAACACCCAGCUGUCCGACACUGGGACCUACCAGUGCCUGGUCAACAACUUCCCAGAUAGAGGGGGGCGCAACAUCGGCGUCAUUGGGCUCACCGUGUUGGUGCCCCCCUCGGUGCCAGCAUGUCGAAUCCAGGGCACGCUGGAUGUCGGCAGUGACAUCAUGUUGUUCUGCAGCUCUGAUGAAGGUAUUCCCACGCCGUCCUACUCCUGGGAGAAACUGGACGCGCUGCCCAAGCUGCCGCACAACGCCAUGCAAGACCAGAUGCAGGGCACUGUAACACUGAGAAACAUCAGCACCAGCACCUCAGGACUCUACCAGUGUACCUCCAGCAAUGCAAUUGGCAAGAGCACCUGUCUGCUCAACCUGCAGGUUGUAGCACCCCAGCCUCAGAGUGUGGGUCUGAUAGCAGGGACCAUCGCUACAGGAGUCCUAGCUGUUAUCAUCUGCUCCCUGUUAGUGGUGGUCACACUCUUCUACUGGAAGAACAAGAACAAAUAUGACGAGGAGGAGAUCCCCAAUGAGAUCAGAGAAGAUGAUCUUCCUCCCAAGCGGUCAUCAUCAGUGAAGGCUUUCCAUGCAGACGCCUCAUCCUCAGAGAAUGACACACUGACAUCUACCAACACCUACAACAGCCGCUACUGGCACAACCCCAAACCCAACUAUGACACCAACUCCUAUACACGUUACAAUGGAGACACUCGUCAGACCUUCUCCGCCACCGCUCAUGGUGCACACGGACAGGCCCAGAACGCAGGACAUGGCCACAGUACAGUGGUCACAGCACCAGGCUCAGCCCCACUGUCCCGCCAUGCGCAGGCCACAACAGCAACAACGACAUCGUUUGCCAAUGGCAGCCACACGCUCCCGCCACCCAAGACUCUGGUGGUUACCACAAACUCUGCCCCAUCCCCUCCCACCAUGGUGCGCAGCAACGGCUCUGUGAGCCUCAAACCGGUGGUGACGUCCACGCACGGGCAGCACACGCACUCCUACGCGGUGAGCCAGGCCACACUGGAGAGGAUGGGGGCAGUGCCUGUCAUGGUGCCCGCCCAGAGUAGAGCAGGCUCGCUGGUCUGAGGUCUGAUUUGGUAAACUGUUAGCUUUGAAAACCAGACUAAAUGAGUGUUUGGUUGUGUUUGAAAUCCACUGAUGAAAAACAGAUUGAAUAUGGGCUGAAGCAGCCCGCUGCCCUUUACAACUGUGUCUUUCUGUAUGUCUCAACCUUUUUAUCUGAAAACAAACUGGAAUUUUACAGUGCAGAGUUCGUUUAAUGCCAAUUCUUUGGACAGGACCCUCCAUUUUGUAGACAAGUACUACAUGGAAUUUGAUCAUCCCCUUGUUGGAUGGCUUUUCUUGGCAGGUGUGGUGGGAACUAUUUUUCAACCACUUGGAUGGUUUCACAAAGCUGGAGUGAAAUUUCCUGCAGAACCUGGAUUCCCAGAUCUUUUUUCAGGGCUGGAUUAUUGUGACGAUUGUGUUUUUUUGGACUCAAAGCAACACAAGGCAUCUUCAUCUCAAUGUGUCCAUACUGCAUGGUGAGACAAAGGCAAGCUUGGAUUCCCACAUAAAUGCAUGUGUCCCUUGUUUUAGGAUAACAAAUUAAGUCCAUAUUACUUUGAAUAAUUUCAGUUGUAAUUUUGAUUGACAGUAAUGAUAGUGAUGAUGAGGAUUAUGCAUUGAAAAAGUGAAUGUUUAAAUGUUUGUUGGGAGUAACCUAAAAUAUAAAGUGUAAGAAUGAAAUGGUGUUGGGUGAAAUGGCCUUAGAAGCUCAGAGAGAGGGGUUUUAUUAGGUGCAAUACAUCACAUAAUAUACUUUAAUUCAUUGAAUGCAAACAUUUUAAUUACCUUUUUGCACUUUUCAGAUACAUUUUAUAUCAAAACUGCUGUCUUAUGAACAAUAACUCUUACUAAUGACAUGCUUUGCCCAUACCACAUAAGUCAAAACUUUUCUGCACAUACAAACUACUGCUUAUAUUUGAAGAUAGCACAAGUGCUGGAUUUUCAGAGAAAACCUGCACAACACCUUUUACAACAUAAAGCUACUGUCCCAUAUUUAAACUUGAACCUGCAGAUGGAUAUUGUCGUAGUCUUCUCCGUGUUCAUCCUUGCUGUUGUCCUAAUCUGGUUCAUGUCACAUCAGUGCUGGUUUGAGAAGACAUGGAUAAGAGGAUGUCUUAUUUCAUAAAUGCUUUAUAAAGAGACAAAUAUAUAUUUAAAGGUGAUUUUUUUCCCUUGACAAAGGCUAACACCUACUGUUUUCUACUGUACAUAUUGUAACUACAACAGUAGGCUAGAUUGUGAAUCAAAGAAAAUACAAUACAUGUCUGACUAAAACAGAUUUUACAACUCAUGUGUCUUAAUUUUAAAAUGGUUCUUUUUGUUACAUUAGACAAGCUGGGUUUGGUAGACAGUAUUUUUGCUUUCAAUGAGAGAUUUUUUUUUUUCUAAUGAGUAAUUGCCAUUUCAUCACAAGGUUAAAUACAGUAUGGUUUAACAUUACUAUAAAUAAUAGGCACCAAUGCUGUAUAUGGUAGAAAGUAUCACUGUGUUUCUGACCUGCUGUUUUUAUAUUUUAACCAAAUGUCACCAGUGGAAAAACAUUCUUACAAACAGUGUUCCCAAAUUUACCAACCCUCAUUUUUUAUUGUGCAUUACAUUUAAUGCACAACACUAAUAAUUUCUUGUCGCUGUGAUGCAAUAUUCGAUACAGGAAUUAUUUGUGUGUUACAUGCAGUAUUGGAAAAUGUGUUUUAUUCUUUGAAGCAAUUUAUCUUUGCAUCUGAUUAAUGACUUUUAUUAAAUGUUUUGGCAAUGGAAUUCUUCAAAUGUAUGUGCUAACAUCACAGAAAGUGCUCCAACUUUAACAAAUACAAUAUCAUAACUUAUGGUGGAUUAGUCCAGAUGACUUCACUGACUUUAGAAACACUUUUAAUGUCUAUUAUCGACUAUUAAAUAUACAUGCCGUCCUUGUAGGUGUUAGAUGCACUCAAAUACAGUUAAUUGAAUCAGAAAAUAAAACAUGGGAAGGCUGGCAGCUAGUCUAGAGUGGUAUUAGCUUAUCAUUUCAGACUGGAAAACACUGGUUUUUCACCACAGUUUGUUGUCAGUGAUACAGUUUACACAGACCUGGAUCAGAGAGCAAGCCUGUUUCUCCUUGGUUUUUAUUUUAUUUUUUUUAUUUGCCUGGAAGUCAUGAUGGAAAUGGCUUUUAGUUUUAAUCUGCAUUUUUAAAUGUAUUUACUAUUUUAUCAGUUACAAAAUGUACCAGUGCGGAUCAAUUGCAAAUACUGUAUGUUUGUUCAUCAUCAUAGUAUAUUUGCCCCUAUUACAGACUUUUCUUUCUGUUUUGUCUCAAAGCUGUCUACUGUGUGGCAGUGCUACAGUACUUUGGUUCAGUCCACCUGCAACACACACACAUAUACACACACACAUAUUGAUUUAUAAACACGAUAAGGCUGAAAAAGGUCAACUGAUGAAAGGUCAGUUUUCAGAAUAAAGUCUUCUGUCUGUGUAGAUUUCACUCACCAUCUGUCCCACUGUCCCUGCCCUGAACAUUGGCUGACAACAUUAAAGAAGAACUUUUCUUCUAAGAGCUCUGGCUUUAUUCUUCCCUAGAGAGAAUUUCAGGCCGAAGAAGCUGAACUGAGAUUAUUUUACUCUAACUCUGCCCUCCCUUUGCAGGAACAAUAGAGGAAAGAAAGAGCACAAUCAGUAGAAAACUACUGAAGUUUUAACCCAGAUUAAACAAACUUCUCAUCUUCUACCCCGGCCAUAGGUUGGCAUGUGGUACACAAGGUGGUAUAUGGGUUGUGUAUAUAGAUAAAUACUGACAUGUGAUAUAUUGCCAAUAGUAAAAACCAAUCUGUAAAUAUGUAUAAAAAUACAUCUUGUUCUUACUGUUGGGUUGAAAUCAAAUAGGAAAAAUAACACUGGAAC